AUGAGGCAAAGAAGGUGGUUAGAGCUGGUAAAGGAUUAUGACUGCGAAAUUUUGUACCACCCAGGAAAGGAAAAUGUAGUGGCAGAUGCCCUAAGCAGAAAGGUGGCUCAUUCAACAGCCCUCAUUACUAGACAGACUCAUUUGUGCAAGGAGCUAGAGUGGGCAGAAAUUGCAGUGGGAGUGGGAAAGGUCACGACACAGUUAGUGCAGUUGUCAGUGCGACCGAGUCUAAGGCAUAGAAUUAUUGAUGCACAACAUUGUGACCCUUAUCUGGAGGAGAGAGUUCGUAGGGUGGAGUCAGGUCAGGAUGGCGAAUUCUCUAUAUCAACGAAAGGUGGUCUCCUAUAUCAGGGACGUUUGUGCGUGCCAGCAGAUAAUGAUAUGAAGAAUGAGUUAUUGUCAGAGGCUCACAGUUCCUUAUUUUCAAUUCAUCUCGACAGCACCAAGAUGUACCAGGACUUGAAAUGUUAUUACUGGUGGAAUGAUAUGAAAAGAGAGAUUGCAGAGUUCGUCAGCAAGUGCUUGGUGUGCCAGCAGGUGAAAGCCCCAAGGCGGAAGUCAGCAAGCUUGUUAUAG
This is a messenger RNA of Benincasa hispida (wax gourd), 576 nucleotides long. The record is from RefSeq and is a predicted model, not a curated record. NCBI's taxonomy places the organism in Eukaryota, Viridiplantae, Streptophyta, Magnoliopsida, Cucurbitales, Cucurbitaceae.